AUGUCUUCUCGCAAAACUCUUCCAAUUCUUCGAUGGUUGACGCAACACGCACGACAACAACGACGACGAGAACAACCGCGGCUUUUUUGCGAGCAGCGAGAGCGAACGCUUUUCAGCGGCGUCGGUAACUUUUUUUCCUCCUCGUCCUCGUCGUCGUCGUCGAAAAAAGAAGAAGACAACAAAGAAGAAGAAGAAUCGAUCGAUUCCAUCGCUCGGCGAGACGGGAAAUUCGAUUUUCUCCACGUCGCCGAACGGUUGUUCGAAGAGGAAGAAGAAGAAGACAAAAAGAAGAAACAGACGAGAGAAGAUUACACGAGACGGUGGGAGUAUCACGCGUGGCAUUUGUUUUUAGCGUUGGCCGUGCCCGUCGGGUUGAGCGCGUCGGUGGUGUCGCACGUGCGACGACAUCCGCACCCGAAUUUACUCCUAAGAAAGGAAAACGAAAUGAAGGAAACGCGGUUGAAAGCGGAAGAGGCGAUGACGGAACAGAAGAAAUUUGAAACGAACGUGAUUGAAAAGGCGAGGAAAGAAAACGAGGGGCGAUACGGGAAACUCGCGGAGAGGAUGGAGCGGUUGGAGAGAGAGAUGGAGGAGGAGAAGAAGAAGAAGAAGAAGAAGUCAUCCGACGACGGUUGUUAA
Messenger RNA from Bathycoccus prasinos, 639 nucleotides. RefSeq lists its product with no specific name. NCBI's taxonomy places the organism in Eukaryota, Viridiplantae, Chlorophyta, Mamiellophyceae, Mamiellales, Bathycoccaceae. The transcript has a single exon. Bases 1 to 639 code for a protein of 212 amino acids. The record is from RefSeq and is a predicted model, not a curated record.